AUGCUCAUGAAGUUCAUCCUUAUUCUGCUGAUCAUGACCAUUCUCCACGUUGACGUUUCGAACGCGAUACGCAAGGGACCAAGGACAGCGUUGGAUAAAUGCCGUCAUGAGUGCGAGAAGUUCUGCGGAGACUUAAAUGACUGGCAUCUUAUCGACUGCCACUUCAGCGGCAAAGACAAGACCAAAUGGAACUGUGCAAAUAUCGCUUGCAUGAAGUUAAGAUGA
This is a messenger RNA of Cooperia oncophora, 225 nucleotides long. The record is from the annotation of a GenBank genome assembly. NCBI's taxonomy places the organism in Eukaryota, Metazoa, Nematoda, Chromadorea, Rhabditida, Trichostrongylidae.